UGCGACUCAACAAAAAAGAGACGAAAAACAACCAUUUUCUUCUCUCGCCUGUCGGGUCGGGUCGGGUCGGGCCGGGUUCCAGGGUUCACUUCCGGUAGCAGGUAUUUUGGUAGUGAGGUGAGUUGAAUUGCAGUCACGGCUUCUAUGUGUAUCUGUUGUCGGAUGUCCAUUUAUUGGAUCUCUAGUCAGGUGAAUUGAAAUUGCAAUCGCUUGUUUCUCGAGUAUCGUGAUCUCUAGAAGAUUGUGUUUUUGUUUUGGAGCUGAUAUUCAGUUUCAGAAUUUCUUGUCAAGUUGAGUUGAAGUUGUUGGUUUGAACGAUAGAAUGGAUGGGAACAAGGAUGAGGCUUUAAGAUGCAUUGGUAUUGCCAAGGAGGCAAUUGCAUCUGGCAAUAAGCAGAAAGCGCUCAAGUUUAUCAGAAUUGCACGGCGCCUUAACAGUGAUCUGUCUGUGGAAGAUCUUUUGGCUGCUUGUGAAAAUCUGGAUUCGUCGACUCCCGGGUCCUCAAGUGAGGUUAGAAACGUUGAAAAUACGAAAAAUGCCCGGAUUCAUGUCAAGUCUGAUGAGGUAUCUGAUGGGGAGAGGAACUAUACCGAAGAACAUGUGCAGUUGAUUAGGCAAAUUAAGACUAAGAAGGACUAUUACGCGAUUCUUGGUCUAGAGAAGGGCUGUGCAGUUGAAGAGAUUAGGAAGGCAUACAGAAAACUGUCAUUGAAAGUUCAUCCUGACAAAAAUAAGGCUCCAGGCUCUGAAGAGGCAUUUAAGAAAGUAUCCAAGGCGUUCAAGUGUUUGAGUGAUGAUGAUUCGAGGAGGCAGUACGACCAGACAGGUUUGGCUGAGGAUUUCGAGUAUAAUCAGCAGCAUAAUGUUAGGCGCAGGAGGAGAACUGGGCACAGCUAUUAUGAUGAUGAUUUUGAUCCUGAUGAGAUUUUCAGGGCAUUUUUUGGUCGUUCUGAUAUGUUUAGGACAGCUCAUGUUUACAGGACAAGAACAAAUGCUGCUUCCCAGAGAGAGGAUUUAGGUUCCACUGGGCCUAACUUACUUCUCCUCCUUCAGUUAUUACCAUUUUUGCUAAUCAUCUUACUUGCUUAUCUUCCUUUCUCGGAGCCUGAGUAUUCCUUGCAGAAGAAUUACCAAUAUCAGUUUAGGAAGAUCACAGAAGAACAUGGAGUAGAAUAUUUUGUUAAAUCAUCUGAUUUUGAUCAGAGGUAUCCUCUUGGUAGUCCUGAUCGAGAUAACAUUGAAGACCAUGUUAUUAGGGAUUACAAAAAUAUGCUUGGUCGUUACUGUCAUAUAGAACUCCAGAGGCGACAAUGGAACAGGAAGUACCCAACUCCUCACUGUGACAGGCUUCAAACUUUUGGAGUAGCAUGAGGUCUGUUGACUAGAUGGAUGGAGCUCUUUCAUUUGGGAGUUGAAUAUUUUGCAUGCUUUGAAGAAGAGGCUUGGCAGAUAAGGCGAUUAAUGAAAGCUUCAUUUCCACGAGUUUUGAUCAGCCAUCGUUCUCGUCUUGUUAGGAUGUCUGUUCACUUGACAACACACAGCUUAGUAACUAAGAAAGAAUCGAGGCUGCUGACUUCUUAUUUACACUUUUCUUUUAGCAGUAUUGUUAUUCUUGCAGUGCCCGGUACUCCAUCUAUUAAUCGCUUCCACAACCUGCUAAUACAGCUGGUUAGUCACAGGAAACUGAAGGAUUGCAAAAUAUAAUGAAAUAAGCUUGGCAUGUUUUCUGGUGCUUGGAAUACCUUGCUUCCGAGAUAAAAACCUUGUAAUCUUGUAUACUAGCUAGUCAUGCAUAUUCACACUGUUCACCGUAUAAUGAGUGGUAUACGCAGGCAAUUUUUUUUUUCAGAAGUUCCCCAUUUGCUUAUUUGUUUUAGAAUCUAGCCAAUGCUCCCCGAGGUUUGUAUACACAACAUGCACUUUAUUAUGCUAUAUGAGUGUUGUAAUCA
Molecule: messenger RNA, 1950 nt
Organism: Lycium barbarum (goji berry)
Lineage: Eukaryota; Viridiplantae; Streptophyta; Magnoliopsida; Solanales; Solanaceae
Product: chaperone protein dnaJ 49
Exons: 4
Coding region: 323-1372 (349 amino acids)
Biological process (GO): cellular response to misfolded protein
Cellular component (GO): endoplasmic reticulum membrane
Molecular function (GO): Hsp70 protein binding
Source: RefSeq, a predicted model, not a curated record